This is a messenger RNA of Brassica rapa (field mustard), 2017 nucleotides long. RefSeq names its product hypoxia-inducible factor 1-alpha inhibitor. The record is from RefSeq and is a predicted model, not a curated record. NCBI's taxonomy places the organism in Eukaryota, Viridiplantae, Streptophyta, Magnoliopsida, Brassicales, Brassicaceae.
CUUUUGGAUAAGUCGUAUGUAACCGCCAAACGCAAACGCCAAAAGCUCUUUUAGAUAAUAAUAAAAACAUAGCACGUUUGCUCGGUGGUGGUUUUGAGUUUUGACGGAUCACCACCGUCGAUAGGGAUGAAUAUGCCGACGGGAUGCGGGUUUCCGACGAUUCAAACCUUCGAGAGAGCUCCCUCCGCCGCAGACUUCGAGUCCGGCGUCGAGCUCACGAACUUCCCUGCGGUUUUCCGAGGGUGUGCUAGUGACUGGGAGGCCUGUUCUAAGUGGAAUCCAUUCAGCAAUGGCCUCGAUUACCUCGAGGAGCGUGCAGGUUCAGUUGAGGUGGAGGCAAUGCUUUCGAGGACGGCUCCGAUAUUCAAUGGUGAUAUCAGAAGCCAUGAGAGGGUAUCAAUGCCUUUCUCUGAUUUUGUUAGACUCUGCAAGCAGCAUAUGAUAAGCAAAGAGAAUACUGUGGGUGUUGAUGCAAAGUCUUCUUGUCUAAAUCCCCCUUUGCCUCACGAUCCUACUACACCUGGACAAAUAUACCUAGCACAGUUUCCAAUUCUGAAUGAUGGGAAAGAAGAGAAGGUUCAACUCAAGAUUCUAAGACAAGAUAUUCAAACGCCCACACUCUUGGGGGGAAAGUCACUGUCUUCUAUAAACUUUUGGAUGAACUCUGCACAGGCUCGAUCCAGUACCCACUAUGAUCCACAUCAUAACCUCUUAUGCGUAGUAUCAGGCUGUAAAAAAGUUGUCUUGUGGCCCCCUUCCGCCAGUCCCUCGCUCUAUCCUAUGCCUAUAUACGGAGAAGCGUCAAACCACAGUUCGGUUGGUCUAGACAAUCCAAAUUUAUCAGAUUAUCCAAGAGCAGAGCAUUCCCUCAAGCAGUCACAGGAAGUUACUCUUAAGGCUGGUGAUGCAGUAUUCAUUCCCGAAGGUUGGUUUCAUCAGGUGGAUAGCAAUGAGCUGACUAUUGCUGUCAACUUUUGGUGGCAAUCAAACAUUAUGUCUAACAUGCCGGAACAUAUGGAUUCAUAUUAUCUUCGCCGGAUUACAAGAAGAUUGAUAGACAAAGAAAUGAGCCUGUUAGUUUCGAGGCCUUCUUCAACUGAUUUGAAGCAACCGUAUGAUCAUCUUGACCAAUGUAAAAUUGGUCAAUCAGAAGGUGGGGAUGAUAACUCAAGAAAUAAAAGCAUUGAAAAAGGCAUCGGGACAUCACGUGAGAAAACGCCGCUGCACGAUCUAGAUCCUUCUGCUUCCCACGCACUUCAUGACCUUAUUUCCUUAGUCCAUGACCACGUUAAUGCUGUUGGUACAAGUAGGGAACUGCAGCACACAUCACCCAGUUCUUCAGACAUAGCUUCAGAGAGGGACAAUAGCAAGAUCCUGGUGAAUGCAUUGUCUUCUCUAGAAGAUGAUCGUAUUGCGCAUAUGCUUUGGAAUCUAGAAGCAUCUAGACUUCGUGAUGUUCUCCUUGCAAUGGCACGUUAUUUCCCAAGAACCUUAGAAGCGUUAAUAAUCCACAUGCUCUCACCUGUUGCUGCGGAAGUGCUAACACAGAAGUUUGAUGAGAUUGACCAACAGAGUGGUGAAGAAGAUAGGAGCCAGUUCUAUCGAGAAUUUUAUGGUGCCUUCGAUGAUGAAUCAGCUGCGAUGGAUAUAAUUUUAACUAGGAAAGAGUCUUUUGCAUUUCAGGCCUUUAAGAAUGUACUAGACAAGUAUUUGGGGGUUCACAUUACUUCACCAACAUCAAACCUAUGAAGCAUGUCUCGGCAUCGUGUACUGGCUGAUCGGACAAGAGAGAACAUGUUGCUAUUGAUAUACUAUUGCGAACAUAAGCGAAGAGGGUAUCGACGACACUCGCCAUGCGCUCGCCGUGUGUAUUACACAUGCAAAAUGAUAAUUUUCAUUGGUUACAUCAAGGUUUAAGCCAAAACACCAGUUCAAAAGUAGUAAUAUCUAAAAUAUGGUUAGAAAACCAUAAACUCUAAAAUUCUGAUUCAGAAACAUGAUCUUUAGAAUUUUAAUA